Notodromas monacha is the source of this 458-nucleotide messenger RNA. NCBI's taxonomy places the organism in Eukaryota, Metazoa, Arthropoda, Ostracoda, Podocopida, Cyprididae. The record is from the annotation of a GenBank genome assembly.
AUUUGGUCCACACAAAAAAAAAGGUUUCAGUUGGAGUUCAUAAUUUGGUGAAAGAAGAGUUGCCUGCAGAACAAACCAUUCCUGUCCAGGAAAUACAUCUCCAUCCAAAUCUGGGGAAUAUGGUGCACUCUUAUGAUUUUGCAUUGUACGAACUGCGGAAUCACAUCAAGGAAAAGGGCAGGCUGAUACAAAUGAUCGCACUUCCUUUGCCAAAUACUCAACUAUUAAGCGGAGGCGAAUGCUUUGUUGUUGGCUGGGGCAAGGCUGUGAAGGACUCGGAAAGAACCCGGGAUAUUAAAUACGCAGAAGUCAUGGCUGUGGAACUCAGUGAUGCCAAACUCAGUCUGAUUUCCUUUUCUGCCUGCGAAGAGGCCUACGGACGCAAGGUUGACCACUCAAUGAUCUGCGCUGGCUACAGAGGAGAAAGAGGGGAAAACUACAGUCCAAAAGUACUGUAA